Spizellomyces punctatus DAOM BR117 is the source of this 2127-nucleotide messenger RNA. RefSeq lists its product as uncharacterized. The transcript has 13 exons. Gene Ontology annotation, biological process: regulation of Golgi organization. Lineage: Eukaryota; Fungi; Chytridiomycota; Chytridiomycetes; Spizellomycetales; Spizellomycetaceae. The record is from RefSeq and is a predicted model, not a curated record. Bases 1 to 2127 code for a protein of 708 amino acids. Gene Ontology annotation, cellular component: cytosol.
AUGUCGCCAGAGGCAGAGGCGUCCGCCCCGGACUGGCUAAUACGGAGAGGAUCCAGUGCACGUCCUGCUCUCAAGGAGAAAGUUGUUGCUAUUUACGAGGCAUUUCUAAAAGGAGACGACCCUAGCAUUGGAAACCCAAACUUUUGGGACGAGUUUUUCUUGCUCAAAGUCAAUGUUGAUUACCUUACUGUCGCCUUAUCGUCGCUGUCAGAAGCGCAGCUGUUGGCCAUCAAGGAUAGCAUAAACAACAUUUUUGUCCACGCCAUUGACGCGAUGCUGGACGAGUAUCCAACCCGUCAGAUACAUGCGAUGGAGACUCUACACACUUUAUUGCGGAACAUUUUUGCGAAGAAGUUUCAUAAUUUCAGCUUUGACGUCAUCAAUGUGUUGACGGGCCUUGAUCAGGCGGAUGCAACCUUCAGAACGCUUGUGGCAGCCAUUGAUGAUCGACUUCUGACCGGUGAAUCAGCUCAGGUUCGCGGGGCGGCCUUGCAGCUCACAAUAACAAUCGUCACUGGAUCCGAUAAUAUCAGUCAAAAUUCCGUGUUAAAUGACUAUUUUAUGAUCCACGAUGUUUUCGACAGUCUUACAAAGAUCAUGACGGACUUUACGACACAUCAACUGGCCUUCGAUGCAGCUGUCCUCCUCACCCUUUUAUGCAAUUACAACAAGUACGAGUCGAAUAAUCCGUAUUUAAAUCGUCUGGCAAAGCUCGACGACCAAAACGUAAUCACCAGCGCCGCGCAUAUAGUAUCUCGCGCGAGUCAGGACUGUCGCAAGAUAUAUAUGGAAACUAGACAGGAUGCCGAUACUACACCAGGCAGCAUACGCGUUCUCUCAUACCUUACCGGAGCCGUCUGGGGCCAGACAUCAAAGCCUCUUGACGAAGCAGGACUUCGUCGACAGGUGUUCCUUUUGCUACUCUACGAAUUUGCAUAUGCCAACGAAAAGUUUGUUGAUCAUCUUGGGUCAUCGCUUGCGAAAGCUGCCACGUCAGGGAAUGGACCGAGCCGUCAAGGUCUCGUAACGUCGGCCACGAAUCUGUAUUCGGCUAGUACCAUUCCUCCCGAAUCACAACAAAGUGAAGGGGAGGAAAACAGUCUUACAGCCUGUGCUCUCAUAGAUUUUGUUUCUUUCGCUUCGUAUCUCUUCCAAAAUAACCAUGAUACAAAGUCUGCCAUAUACAGCAAACUAUCGUUGCUGAUAUUGACUUGCUUAACUGAGAAUAGUGGACUCUGUGGGCAAAUGUUGGAUGAUAAUCUUGCGGUAAAGGUUAGGCUAUGUCGCCAGAAGCCACCAUACCUACCCAAUAUAAUGGACCAACCACGGCCACUAGCAUGCGCCAUUCUCGACGUUGUUGUAACAUUCAUGAGACACAACCUAUCCAAAAAGCUGCAAGCAGAUUCAUAUGCAUACUCGCUCGGCAUUGUCGAACGGAUUAUAUGUCAGAGCCGCGGCUUGAAAGUUCGGCUUCCGUACCAUUGGAACGAACUUUGGCUGGCCGUGAUGACAGUGGUUCAGUUUGUGGCAAGGCAAGAAAGUACUCUUCAGAGUCACACGGGCAUCGCUGGACUUAUCUUGCAGAUAUUUGCAAUGCUGAAUCUCGCAAUAACAUAUGGGGACACUUUCCUGCCUGAUCCGGCAAGCUACGAUAAUCUCUACUAUGAGGUGGUGCGAAAUGCCGAAUACCUGACGACGUUGAAUCGCAUCGCAACUCGUGAGCUGAACUCUGACACGCCACCACCAUCACCAUUUCGUAAUCCUUCUCUGCGAAACAUUACGCGAAGUCCCGCUGGCAGUCCCCGGAAUAGCAUGUCCUCGAUCUUUGUAUCAGCCUUGCAAGCGAAACAAGGCGUCCCAAUGUCCGCGAGCGAUUUUCGAAAUAUUGAAGCCAUCAUCAAUCAUAUGCUACCGAAGAUUGAGCAGUAUGGCGGAAAAGCAGCGAGUCUCACAAGUCAAGAUAUAGUGACUAUCAUCCGCGCGAACUAUGAUACACUGGAGCUCGUUAGUUUGGAUGGAGUGGAUUCUUAUAUGCGAUACGAUGGUGCGGGCGUGUAUGUAGAGCAAGCGUUUUUUCGUGGAUUAGUCAGGAUCGUGGCUGCAGACUUUCGGGAGAUGGGGCGAUAG